CCUGCUCUCUCUCUCUGCUCCCCAUCUCUCCCCCCUCCGUCGCUCGCUUGGAUCCCAGAGAGGAUGAGAAGACGCAGCUGAGCGGACACAGACGCGGGAGACACCGUUGACCUGUGGACAACAGCUCUGCCUCUGAGACAUCUGCAUUUCUACACAAACAGCAUCAUGACCAGGAAGGUGUUCACCAACACCAGGGAGCGAUGGCGCCAACACAACGUCAACACCGCCUUCGCAGAACUCCGCAAGCUCAUACCGACCCAUCCUCCGGAGAAGAAGCUGAGCAAGAACGAGAUCCUGCGUCUGGCCAUGCGCUACAUCAACUUCCUGGUGCAGCUGCUGGAGAGCCAGAGCGGCCAGCCGGCCAGCCACUCCUCCACCGCUCUGCUCACCUUCCUGAGAGGAAACAUGGAGCAGCUGCACUCGCCCCCCCACCCCUGGACCACGACGAGUGACACUGAUGCUCCGUCACCUGGAUCCAGCUGUGGCAGCUCCGAGGCCUGGUAAAACUAGUCCUGAGUUUAAAAGAAGACACUGGUGAGACUUUUGGAGUCAAACAGCAGAUUGGUGCAUCGUGACUCAUGUUUCGGAGCAGAUGGACGUGUGUGAUGCCACCAACAGAUUAUUUAUGUUCUGCACGGGGGUGCAAAUCCUGGACACUUCAAGUUUUCAUGUUAAUGUUCCUUACUGCUGGUCUGCCCGAAACUCUGUUUACAACAGAGGAAAAGUUUGUCAUUGAGGAAAAAAACACAGGAUUGUUAAAUUUCUCAUUUGAGGUCGAAAAUUAAGCAA
This is a messenger RNA of Nematolebias whitei (Rio pearlfish), 789 nucleotides long. RefSeq names its product T-cell acute lymphocytic leukemia 2 (gene tal2). Gene Ontology annotation, biological process: regulation of transcription by RNA polymerase II. Gene Ontology annotation, molecular function: protein dimerization activity; DNA-binding transcription factor activity, RNA polymerase II-specific; RNA polymerase II cis-regulatory region sequence-specific DNA binding. Bases 166 to 504 code for a protein of 112 amino acids. The record is from RefSeq and is a predicted model, not a curated record. The transcript has 2 exons. Lineage: Eukaryota; Metazoa; Chordata; Actinopteri; Cyprinodontiformes; Rivulidae.